Molecule: messenger RNA, 1996 nt
Organism: Paramecium sonneborni
Lineage: Eukaryota; Ciliophora; Oligohymenophorea; Peniculida; Parameciidae
Source: the annotation of a GenBank genome assembly
AUGAAUAAUUCAUAGGAAAAUACUCGUUUAAGAUUUCUUUAAGAAUUACAAACAAACUCUUAAUCUCAAGAUUGGAAUGAAGGAUCUGGAGGAAAAUAUGGAAAGUUAAUGUUUUUGAUAUUUCAAAUGAUUUUCUAUUGUGUUUUAGUGUAUAGUUUUGCAUUUGGAAAUCCUAAAGAGCUUGGAUAACCUUUUGAUAUUGAUCGUAUCAAAUAAUAAAAAAUAUAAAGAUUCACCUUGUGGGGCAGGUACAGGAAAAGAAGAAUAUAAAUUUGGAUAUUUUGUUAAUCCUGAUAGUGAAGAAUUCUUAUAUAGAACUUUAUGUCUCAAGAAAUGUCCGAAAGUAAUAAAUAAAAUGGAAGAGAGUGAUGGUAAUAUAUUUGAAUAUAAUUUAAGAUUCAGUUGAAUUAGAAUGUCAUCCAAAUUUAUAAAUAGCUUCUUGUGAUGUUCGAAUUCAACCUGGCCAUCCUGAAUAUAAUGUUCUUUAUUAUGAUACAAUACCUUUUAUUAAUGUUUGUGCACCAACUGAAAAAUAACGAUUAUAAAAUGUUAUGAAUGCUCUUUAGAAACCCUUAAUUGUUAGAGUAUUAUCAGAUUUUUAUAAUUCAAAAUAUAUUUUCAUAGGGUUAGCUUUACUAGCUCUAGGUCUAAAGUAAGAUAUUUAAAAUUAUUUCUAGCUUUUUAAUCAUUUAUAAAAUAGAUGAUUAUCCAAGACUUGUUAUAUGGAUUAUAGCAAUUAUAGCUAUUUUAGGAUUUUUUGGAAAUGGUUUUUUAGGUAUACUCUAUGCUAAUUAAUUAUAAAAUCAUGCUUAAAUUGAAAAUUAAUAAUAAUUAUCAGAAAAUUAGGUUAUUGGUUUUUUGCAUUCCAAUUAUGUAGAUACUAAAACUAUCUUUAUAAUUAGCAUUGUUUUUAUUCUAUUUGGUUUAAUUUCUUUUAUAUUUGCAAUUAUUUGGAGACAGACUGUAACUACAGUUGGACAAAAAGCAGAAAUUAUGAAUAAUUAUCUUCUAAUUAAUUAACCAGAAGAAAAAGAGAAUUAUUUAGAAUCUAUAUUAAAAAUCUUUUUAUCUCUAACUGUGUUAUUAGCAGUAUUUUUUAUGUUUUUACUAAUGUCUCUAUUUUAUUUAUUUACAACAGGUUAACCGAAAAAUGAAGAACAUUAAUUAGCUUUUGAAUCAUUUUAAAUUAAUAAUAUUGAAAUAAUAUUAUUCACAAUUAUUGCAUUAGAAUUAAUUAUUGUGCCAUUUCUUGUUAUUGGAUUUAGCAAAUUGUUAGUAAUUAAUGUUAUUAUUGAAAUCUAUAAAUAACAAAUUUUGGAAGUAGAUUUAGAAUAUUUAUAACAUUAACGAAUAACAUUAAAAUAAUAAUCUUUAUAGAAUUGUAUUGGUAAAACGAUUAGGUAUCAUUUUGGAGAAUUAUUGUGGGGAAUGUUUAGAUUAUAUUUUGCCUUUUGCUCUAAACCUAUAUUUUUAAAUGGAUUUAGAUCGUUUAUAUAAGUAUGUUUAACAUAAGAAGACUUUUAACAUUCAGCAUAAAAUUAAUUGAAUUACGACUAAUAAUUAUAAAAUAUAAAUAGAAAACAUUAUUAAGGAUUAGAUUAUUAAUUAAUAGUAAGUUUUGGAGUUUCUAAUACUUGUGUUUUAAUUUAUAUGUUAUUAUUACUUUAUUCACCUAUUAGUAUAGCUAUUCACUCUCCUCCAAAUUUAAUUUUGGCAAUAUAUAUCUUCACAUUUAUGGUAAAAUACAUAUUUAUCUUAUAGAUUUCCUAUUUAUUUUCUUCACUUUAUGGAAUGGGUAUGGAUACACUUACAUUUUUACUUUAUAAAGAUUUAAAUGAAGAUCCUAAUCUAAGAUAUAUUGGAGCCAGUGUUUAGGCUUAAUUUCGAUUGAUUGCACUUCCUUAAUUUUCUAUGCCUGUUUAAGAUUAAGAAACUUUUUUAAAUAAUCAAUAUGAUGAUUUUAAGGGAUUUUAAAAUUGAUGAAAUUGAUAAAACC